This is a messenger RNA of Mercenaria mercenaria, 781 nucleotides long. RefSeq lists its product as uncharacterized. Lineage: Eukaryota; Metazoa; Mollusca; Bivalvia; Venerida; Veneridae. The transcript is spliced from 3 exons. The coding region runs from base 58 to 627 and encodes 189 amino acids. The record is from RefSeq and is a predicted model, not a curated record.
UCAACUACUCAAUCUGUGCCGACAGUUUCAACGACAUCUACCACAACAACCCCAUCAAUGACGACAUCUUCAACGACAUCUACCACAACGUCCCCGUCAGUGUCGACAUCUUCAACGACAUCUACCACAACGACCCCGUCAGUGUCGACAUCUUCAACGACAUCAACCACAACGCCUCAACCAAUCUCGUGCCCACCUGAUGGUUCUGGUUUUACAACGGUACAGCUGGAGGACGGAAAUUACUUCACCUACAGGGUGGCGAAAAUGCUGGCAUCACAGGAAACGGCUAUUCAGUCAUGCACUAACCAUGGGUCGUUUCUUGCUCGUGUGACAACAGUUGCAAAAAUGAACAUGCUUCUGCAGCUAAUUAGAACUUGUUCAGGCUACAAUAGUGGUCUAUAUGACUAUUACGUGGAUGGUAGUAAUGCUGGCGCCACCGACUUUUUUGCCCCAGGGGCGUGGGUCAUGAGUAAUGGAGAUCUUGUACCAAUGUCGAACGACUUUUGGGGCGACAUGAAGCCUAAUUAUCCAGAAACACAACACUGCUUGAGGAUGACAGCUGAUAUAAAUUUUAUGUGGGACGACUGUAGCUGUAGCCUAGAACAUUAUUUUAUUUGUGAAAAGUAGCCGUGAACGUAUUUUCAUAUACGGUAGUGAUUAAUGGAAUUAACCAUAUAAUGGUUGGUAUACGCAUUCAGUUGUUGUUGUGUUUUUUUUUUUAAAUAGAGCCAUAAUUUCUUUAUACUAAUUUACUGAGUCAGAUGGAAACAGAAAUAUGUCA